Messenger RNA from Salarias fasciatus (jewelled blenny), 1677 nucleotides. Its product is annotated as extracellular serine/threonine protein kinase FAM20C-like. Gene Ontology annotation, molecular function: phosphotransferase activity, alcohol group as acceptor. Gene Ontology annotation, biological process: protein phosphorylation; enamel mineralization. Bases 1 to 1677 code for a protein of 558 amino acids. Gene Ontology annotation, cellular component: Golgi apparatus. NCBI's taxonomy places the organism in Eukaryota, Metazoa, Chordata, Actinopteri, Blenniiformes, Blenniidae. The record is from RefSeq and is a predicted model, not a curated record. The transcript has 10 exons.
AUGGUGAGCUGUAACCUGGGUCAAUCCACUCGCUCCAUCUAUCUUGCUCUGGCAUGUCUGUCCCUCGCACUCCAUCUCGUCAUAGCCUUUUUCUGCCUCUCAGUCCUCCAGAACGCUUGCGUCCCUCCCGCCUCCUCCUCCUCAUCUCCCUGCGUUCCAAGAGCAGACGCUGAGCGCCGUCAGUCUGUCUCCCACUCCUCCUCCUCUCCUGCUGCCUCUUCCUCAAAUAAACCGCCAGCGAGCCCCCGGAACGAGGAGCGGCGCGGACGACCUGCCAACACGUUGCAUCACAAAGAGAGAGGCUCGUUCAGUGAGGUCACCCAGAAGGCAAAGCGACCGGCUGAAGCGCAGAGGGUCAAAGGUCACUCUAGGCUGGAAGCGCUUUUCAAACAUCCGCUGUACAACUUGCCGCGUCCAGAGCCGCAAGAAGACGACUGGCUCCUGAGGGUGAAGAAAGACGAAGAGACAAGAGAUGAGGGAAGUGAGGAAGAGGAGGAGGAGAGGGGCCAGGACCAUGACGCCAGUAACAGUUACUGGAAGAGCACCAGCGAGGAAGAAGGCUAUGACAAAGUUUCUUGGACGAGCGACGUCGAAACCCACCCUCCGUGGCUGCGCUUCCACCUGGGCAUCUCUCGCUGGGAGCUGUACGACAGGAAGGAUCCCAACCUGGCCCAGCUGACUCACUAUUUGGCAACGCAGCGCAUCCUCAGUGCUGUCCAGAAGACAGGAGGAACCCAGCUGAAGCUGCUCAUGUCAUUCCCCAAUUAUGGACAAGCUCUGCUCAAACCUAUGAAACAAUCCAGGGAUGCUGAGACAGACGUCAACCUCUUCUACUUCUCAGACUUCGAGAGACACAACGCAGAGAUUUCUGCCUUCCACCUUGACAGAUUGUUGGGCUUCAACAGGAUCCCUCCAACGGUUGGUCGCCUCAUCAAUGUCACAACAGAGAUCAGAGAGAUCACCACUGACGACAGACUAUCCCGGACCUUUUUUACUUCCCCUGCUGGAAAUGUGUGUUUCUACGGCCAGUGUGAGUACUACUGUUCAACAGAGCACCCAGUGUGUGGUCGACCGCAUAUGUUGGAGGUUUCGCUGGCCACCAUGUUGCCGGAUCUCAGCCUCGCUCCUCGCAGGUCCUGGAGGUCACCGUGGAGGCGAUCCUACAGCCGCACCAAGCGGACGCAGUGGGAGAAAGAUCCGGCUUACUGUGACACAGUGAAGCAGACGCCUCCUUACAGCCACGGCACCAGGCUGGUGGACCUCAUAGACAUGGCUGUGCUGGACUUCCUCAUGAGCAACAUGGACAGACAUCACUACGAGACGUUUGAGAAGUUUGGGAAUGAGACGUUUCUGUUGCAUCUGGAUAACGGGCGAGCGUUUGGCCGGCACUCUCAGGAUGAACCAUCGAUACUAAUGCCUCUGAAACAAUGUUGCAGGAUUCGACGCUCCACCCUCCUACGCCUGCAACUCCUGUCCCUGCCUGACUUUCGUCUGAGUGAUGUGAUGCGGGAGUCUUUGGCUCAGGAUCCUCUGGCAGAUGUGGCCCCCCUCCUCUCUGAGCCACACCUCUCUGCUCUGGACCGGCGUCUCAAAAAAGUCCUGAAAGUGAUUGCCACCUGUCAGGACUCACACGCUGAUGUGAUUUACAACGACCUGGUGGGAAAUUAUGAAGAUUGA